Babesia bovis T2Bo is the source of this 1551-nucleotide messenger RNA. RefSeq lists its product as uncharacterized. Bases 6 to 1442 code for a protein of 478 amino acids. The transcript has 4 exons. The record is from RefSeq and is a predicted model, not a curated record. Lineage: Eukaryota; Apicomplexa; Aconoidasida; Piroplasmida; Babesiidae. Gene Ontology annotation, biological process: magnesium ion homeostasis.
CCAAAAUGCAUGUCUGGGUAAAGGCGCUGCUAUCAGUCCUCUGCGCAGCUGCCAGUGCCCUUUUUUCGGGUCUCAUACUGGGAUUCAUGUCACUAGAUAUCCUACAGUUACAACUACUUACAUAUGUCGAACCCGUGACCAAGCAAGAUCAAAUAUACAGCCGCUACGCGCGGCGCAUCCUCCCUCUGAGGAGAGAUGCUAACCUUCUGCUAUCAACACUCAUUCUAAGCAAUUCAAUGGUCAAUGCCCUCAUGGUUCUCAUGCUUGGUGAUAUGUUAGACAUGACUUGGGGAUUUGUUGUAUCGACCCUGGUUACAGCCUUACUAGGUGAAAUAGCGCCGCAAUCUGUAUUCAUGAAACAUGCUUUAAUGCUUUGUGGAUUCUUCUCAGCGCCACUAAAAAUCCUAGUCGUCAUUUUAUAUCCAGCAUGCAAGCCAUUAGCACUUUUUCUUGAUUUCAUUUUGGGUCCUUCCAGCCAAGUGGUAUAUACGAGGCAACAGCUAAAGGCACUAGUUGACCUGCAACUAGAAAAGGGGAAUGUAUUAACACACCAAGAAGCUAAAAUGCUUAAAGGGUGCUUAGAACUCUCUUCUAUCAGAGCUGAAGAUGUAAUGACACCGUUGGAUUCAAUUGUGCAUAUCAAAGAUGGUACAGUAGCAACCAAAGAUGUUAUACAUCAAAUUGCCUUGUCUGGAUUCUCAAAUAUACCCAUUGUAACCAAUGACGCUGAAAGAAGUGUAAUAGGCUUUAUUGUUGCCAAGGACCUGAUGUUGUUCGAUAGCAAUAAAACAUAUAGAGUCAAGGAUCUUUUCGACACCAUAGGCAAAGCGAUCUAUGCAGUUGACGCUGAAAACGAUCUUAUUGACCUUCUGACAUUGUUUAAAACUAAUUCCAGACAUGUGUUAGUAGUGCGCAAAGCAAUAAUACCAGAUACCGGUGGAGACCCAGUCUACAAACAUAUUGGUAUAAUCACCGUAGGUGAUAUUCUUCGCGUAAUGCUUCACGAUUAUAAUGAUGAUAAAGAACGACGCAUCAGUGCCAAGGGUGAUGUAAUCGCCUACAAAAACGAUAUACAGGCAAAGAAACAUGCCUGUAUCAGUCAAUUAAUACCUGUUAAUCACUUUAGCUUAAACUCAAUCAAAGCGAUUUUCCCAAUGGAACAACCAAAACAGGUGCUCCGGGCAUUAAACGUCACGGAUUGCCCAAAAAAUAUCGAAAUCAUACAAACGAAGCAUAUAUUUCUUGUGGAAAAGAAUACAGUCAUACCAAGCGGAUGCAUCUAUGUUAUUUUAAAGGGUGAAGUGAGCUAUCUAGAGGAGGAAAAGCCCCUCGGAUUAGAACUCCCAUUCGCUUUGGAGUCUGGCACAAUAGAAAAAAAACUAGUAACUCGCACCGCAUGUGAGAUUGUGGAGAUCCCUGUAAAUGAAGAUUUUACGCGAUAAUGCAAUAACGACUACAGCUCAUAGAUGUAGUUCCGGUCCAUCCAUUGGUUGAGAAAUUUUCAAUCAAUAGGCAAUGGAGGCCAUAUUUAACGCAGAACUUGCCUAGCCA